This is a messenger RNA of Arabidopsis lyrata subsp. lyrata, 2208 nucleotides long. RefSeq names its product glutamate decarboxylase 4. NCBI's taxonomy places the organism in Eukaryota, Viridiplantae, Streptophyta, Magnoliopsida, Brassicales, Brassicaceae. Gene Ontology annotation, molecular function: glutamate decarboxylase activity; pyridoxal phosphate binding. The transcript is spliced from 6 exons. Gene Ontology annotation, biological process: L-glutamate catabolic process. Bases 531 to 2012 code for a protein of 493 amino acids. The record is from RefSeq and is a predicted model, not a curated record. Gene Ontology annotation, cellular component: cytosol.
AUCACGAAAACAAUAUAAUCUAGUAUCUAUCUAUUCACAUUUUACGCGUUGGUACUAUUCACAUAAGUGUGAAAUUGAUCAAAUCACGGGAGAUGCUAAAUAAACAAAAUCAAAAUGAUAUUCAUUACAAUUCAACUUUUCAAUAUAUUACUUAUAAAUUUUCAAUAAAAAGAUGGUAGUCGGAAUUUGUAAACGAUACUAGUAUACAGUAAUUGUUUUGUAAAAGUACUCGUUUUAAAAAUUAUUAAUUCAUUGGUCUUAAACUCUUAAUAAUAUUAUACUACUAAUAAAGAAAAGUCAUGGGCAAGGAAAAGUUAGAAAAAGGAGCACAUAAACAAAGACCAGCGAUGCUUCCCUUUCACGUUGCAAACACGAAACGAAGAGACACAUAUUCUCUCCACUAUAUAUACCAUUUGCUCUUCUUCUUCUAAUUCCACACAUUCAUUCUUCUUCAACUACAAAACAAAAAACAUUACACAUUCUGUCUUCUUGUUCAUUUCAAAACCAAAAAUCAAAGUUCAAAAAAAAAGAUGGUUUUGUCUAAGACAGCUUCGGAAUCCGAUGUCUCAAUCCAUUCAACUUUUGCUUCUCGUUACGUCCGGAACUCUCUUCCACGAUUCGAAAUGCCUGAGAAUUCAAUCCCAAAGGAAGCAGCGUACCAAAUCAUCAACGACGAGCUAAUGCUCGAUGGUAACCCGAGGCUGAACCUAGCCUCCUUUGUGACCACAUGGAUGGAGCCAGAGUGUGACAAGCUCAUGAUGGAGUCCAUCAACAAGAACUACGUCGACAUGGACGAGUACCCCGUCACCACUGAGCUUCAGAACCGAUGUGUCAACAUGAUCGCGCGUCUCUUCAACGCGCCGCUUGGUGAUGGUGAAGCUGCCGUGGGUGUUGGCACCGUUGGAUCGUCGGAGGCGAUUAUGUUGGCGGGUUUGGCUUUCAAGAGACAGUGGCAGAAUAAGCGUAAGGCCCAAGGGCUUCCUUAUGAUAAGCCCAAUAUCGUAACCGGAGCCAAUGUCCAGGUUUGCUGGGAGAAAUUCGCAAGGUAUUUCGAAGUGGAGCUUAAGGAAGUGAAUCUAAGAGAAGAUUAUUACGUGAUGGACCCUGAAAAGGCAGUCGAAAUGGUCGAUGAGAACACAAUCUGCGUCGCGGCCAUCCUCGGUUCAACACUAACCGGUGAAUUCGAAGAUGUUAAGCUCCUCAACGACCUCCUUGUCGAGAAAAAUAAGCAAACCGGAUGGGACACGCCGAUCCACGUUGACGCAGCAAGUGGUGGGUUUAUUGCUCCCUUCUUGUACCCGGAGCUGGAGUGGGAUUUCCGGCUACCGUUGGUUAAGAGUAUUAAUGUGAGUGGUCACAAAUACGGUUUGGUAUAUGCCGGUAUCGGUUGGGUUGUAUGGAGAACCAAAACCGAUUUGCCUGAUGAACUUAUUUUCCAUAUCAAUUAUCUUGGCGCUGAUCAACCCACCUUCACACUUAACUUCUCCAAAGGUUCAAGUCAAGUGAUUGCUCAGUACUACCAGCUGAUUCGUCUUGGAUUCGAGGGAUAUCGCAAUGUGAUGGAUAAUUGUCGGGAAAACAUGAUGGUGCUAAGACAAGGAUUAGAGAAAACGGGACGUUUUAACAUUGUCUCUAAAGAAAAUGGUGUUCCAUUAGUGGCGUUUUCUCUCAAAGAUAGUAGCCGCCACAACGAGUUCGAGGUAGCCGAAACGCUCCGCCGCUUUGGCUGGAUCGUUCCGGCCUACACGAUGCCCGCGGAUGCGCAACAUGUCACUGUCCUACGAGUUGUUAUCCGAGAAGAUUUCUCUAGAACCUUAGCCGAGAGAUUGGUAGCCGAUUUCGAGAAGGUUCUACAUGAGCUCGAUACGCUUCCCGCGAGGAUUCACGCCAAGAUGGCUAAUGGAAAAGUUAAUGGCGUUAAGAAGACGCCAGAGGAGACGCAGAGAGAAGUCACGGCCUACUGGAAGAAGUUGUUGGAGACUAAGAAGACCAACAAGAACACAAUUUGCUGAUAAGAUUAUUUAAUAAACUAUUAUUGUUAUUUGUUUUGUCCUUCAUUAUGCUCCAUUUGGACCUUUUUCUUUCAUGCUGUUUGGAUUAUUAUUUUUUAUUUUUUGAAGUUUUGUGAUUUGAUAUUGCUGAUGAAGAGUGAUUUUUUAUGGGUUUAUACUAAAUAAAUGAAAUAAAAUUUUAUUAUUUUUAUGGGUA